Drosophila obscura is the source of this 1138-nucleotide messenger RNA. Its product is annotated as cuticle protein 16.5. Gene Ontology annotation, cellular component: RNA polymerase II transcription regulator complex. The record is from RefSeq and is a predicted model, not a curated record. Gene Ontology annotation, biological process: positive regulation of transcription by RNA polymerase II. Gene Ontology annotation, molecular function: transcription coactivator activity. Bases 146 to 871 code for a protein of 241 amino acids. The transcript is spliced from 4 exons. Lineage: Eukaryota; Metazoa; Arthropoda; Insecta; Diptera; Drosophilidae.
CAAGAACCACUUCUGGGUAACUGUUGCUCCCAAGAAGUUCCCCCUAAAAAGAUCUCUGGAGUCAGUCGGUCAGAGUUGGUUGGCAUCGGUGGCUGGGCGAGUUGCAGUUCUCCCUCGAAGCCAAGCGAAUCAAAGCCAAGCAGACAUGAAACUUCUGAUCCUUACCACCACCCUGCUGGCUGUGGCGAGUGCCGCCCCCGGACUACUUGACUAUGGACUGGGACACACAGCACCGGCCAUCAGCUACGGACAUGCUGCCCCCGCAAUCAGCUAUGCGGCUGCGGCUCCAGUCAUCAAAUCCUACGCACCGGCCAUCAGCUAUGCAGCACCCACCGUCGUGAAAUCCUACGCUGCUCCGGCCAUCAGCUAUGCGGCUCCGGCUCCGUCCUACAGCUAUGCGGAACAUGCCCCAGCCAUCAGCUAUGCUCCCACUGUGGUCAAGUCGUAUGCGGCUCCUGUGGCAGUGGCUGCCCCGGUGGCUGUCAAGUCCUACGCACCGGCCACCAGCUACUCGCACUUCAGUUCGGUUGUUUCCCAUGCCACGCCCAUCGUUAAAUCAUACGCCGCUCCCGCCAUCAGCUAUGCCGCACCUGCCCUGGUCAAGUCUUACGCCGCUCCGGCCAUCAGCUAUGCGGCGCCCGCCGUCGUAAAGUCGUAUGCCGCUCCCGCCAUCAGCUAUGCGGCUCCGGCUCCAUCCUACAGCUAUGCGGCCCAUGCUCCGGCCAUCAGCUAUGCCGCACCUGCUCCGGCCAUCAGCUAUGCCGCACCUGCCGUGGUCAAAUCCUACGCCGCCCCCGCAAUCAGCUAUGCCGCACCCACACUCCUGAAGUCGUACGGCGGUGGCUAUGAUGGCCACUACGGUUAUCACUAAGCUCCAUCAGGGGAUGGGGAUGGGGAUGGACGCGGAUCAGGUCGAGAAGCGAGUUGUGAGGCAAGGAGCUGCCGCAGCCGAGGCACGUUCUUCCUUCUUCCUUUAGUAUUUCCCACAGUCCAAAAGUAGUCGAAAUCCUUCUUUCUAUCCAAACCAAACCAAACCGAACCGAACCAACCCGGAUCUGUCUUGCUCUCUGAAUAUUUUGUAUUUAUUUAAGGCCCAUUACUUAUCUCUCACUGCAAAUAAAGGAAAACCAUUCGAUUU